UCUUUCGUAGUACUGUUUUUUAGUUAUUUAUUGGGUUUUGAGGAAAAUUUUGAGCUGAGCAAUUUUUGCCACUUGAGGUUUGGUUCUUUUGCAUCUCUUCUUGUUAAGUUAAGUAAAGUAAUGGAAGGAGGAAGUUCAUCAGAACAGUAUCAUCAAUGGAUGUUAAGAGAAAAUCAUGAUUUUGCUGAAGAGAAGAAGCUUGAACUGACUUUAGGUCCACCAGGUGAUGAUCAAGUUCAUCAUCAUCAUCAAGUGCAUAACUACAUGAACUCAUCAGGAACCCACAACUACAGCAACCAGAAUCUUUCAUUUCCAUGGUGUUCUAACUCUUCAUCAACAACACCAUCUGGUCCAUCUCCUAUAAUUUUUCAUACUCAGCAGAAGCAGUAUCUUGAUUUUGCAGCAGCAACCCCACAACAAAAUCUUUGUGCAGGAUGUUCUGAAAAAGCAGUAGAGUUGCAGAACAACAACAAGACUGACAAUAACAAGGCAUGUUUUGCAGCAGCAACUCCUGCUGCUGCAACAAUUACAGCUGCAAACAACAGUAUUUCCCAGAAAAGGACUAGUACUACUGCUGCUGCUGCACCAGUUGUUGGAUGGCCACCAAUUCGGUCAUAUAGGAAAAAUCUUUCAAAUUCUGCAACAAAGCAAGUUGCUGAAUUAGAGAAGGGAAAGAUGCCCAAGGAGAAUUGUGUGAAGCCUCCAGAAAAUUGCAGGAGGAAAGGUUUGUUUGUGAAGAUCAACAUGGAUGGAGUUCCAAUUGGAAGGAAAGUUGAUAUUGAUGCUUAUGAUAGUUAUGAUAAGCUUUCUUUUGCUGUUGAUGAGCUCUUCAGAUCUCUUCUUGCAGCUGAAAGAGACACUUCUAGCUGUGGAAUUCAUAACAAGAAAGUUGAAGUUAAAGCAAUUACGGGUUUAUUAGACUGUGGCGGAGAAUAUACUCUGGUUUAUGAGGAUAAUGAAGGAGAUAGGAUGCUGGUUGGUGAUGUCCCAUGGGAUAUGUUUGCUUCCACAGUAAAGAGGUUGCGUGUAUUGAAGAGCUCUGAACUUUCUACAUUAUGCCUUUGCAGCAGUAAGCAAGACAGUACAAUUCGCGCCUCUGCAGUUAAAUGAAGGCUAGGAGGAUUCUCGCUGUUAGAAGUUUAAUUUUCAGCUCUCGCCUAACAAAGAUCGGUGGCGUAGUUACAGACUUCUGAAUAGUUUCUCUUUUGUGGAUGGAAGAAAUUUGUGUAAUCUUCUGUUAUUAAUGGUUCGUAGAGAGAUUAGAGCUACAUUGAUACUUCAUAGACGAUGCAAAAGAACUCCAAGAAUCUUGUCUGUCAUAAUAGAAAGGAAUAGUUCUACAGAAAA
Molecule: messenger RNA, 1347 nt
Organism: Papaver somniferum (opium poppy)
Lineage: Eukaryota; Viridiplantae; Streptophyta; Magnoliopsida; Ranunculales; Papaveraceae
Product: auxin-responsive protein IAA2-like
Exons: 7
Coding region: 121-1110 (329 amino acids)
Biological process (GO): regulation of DNA-templated transcription
Cellular component (GO): nucleus
Molecular function (GO): protein binding
Source: RefSeq, a predicted model, not a curated record